CCCGGGGCCCCCCAGGGACGAAGAACGUGAUCGGGGGGUGCCGGGCGGGGGGCGUUCGCUGCCUCGUCUACACCAGCAGCAUGGAGGUGGUGGGGCCCAACACCCGCGGGGACCCCUUCCUGCGGGGGGACGAGGACUCCCCGUACCCCACCCGGCACACGGAGCCCUACCCGCUCAGCAAGGCGCAGGCCGAGCGCCUCGUCCUGGAGGCCAACGGCAGCCCCGUGGCGGGCGGGGGGCGGCUGGUGACGGUGGCGCUGCGCCCCACGGGCAUCUAUGGGGAGCGACACCCCCUCAUGGCCGAGUUCUACCGGCGGGGGAAGGCGGCCUUCGGGUGGCUGCCCCGCACCCUCCCGCCCCACGCCGAGCACGGCCGCGUCUACGCGGGCAACGUGGCCUGGAUGCACGUGCUGGCGGCGCGGGCGGGGCUGCGGCAGCCGGCGUCGGUGGCGGGGGAGGUUUUCUACUGCUACGACGCCUCCCCCUACGCGCCCUACGAGGAGUUCAACAUGCUGCUGCUGGGCCCCGCGGGCUGCGCCUGGGGGGCCCGCGGCCGCCCCCCCGCCCUGCUGGCGCUGCUGGCCCGCCUGAACGCGGCGCUGCGGGGGCUGCUGCGGCCGCUGGGCCGCUACGCCCCCCUCCUCAACCCCUACACGCUGGCCGUCGCCUCCACCCCCUUCAGCGUCCGCACCGACAAGGCCCAGCGCCGCUUCGGCUACCGGCCCCUCUUCUCCUGGGAGCGGGCGCGGCGACGCACCGUCGCCUGGAUCCGCCAGCUGGACGCGCCCUGAGGCCGCGCCCACGACCCCGCCCCACCCGCAGGGACCCACCCCCACCGCCCCCCCCCCCGGCGCCCAGCUGCCCCCGCCGGCUCCCAGCCCAGGCCCGAGUGCGACCCCCCCCCCCCCCAGCGAGAGCCAGGCCGGGCUUUAGCUCCAAACCUGAGCCCAGCCCUGAUCCAGGCCAGGCUUUAGCCCUGACCCGGAUCCCAGCCCUGAUCCAGGCCGGGCUUUAGCCCUGACCCGGAUCCCAGCCCUGAUCCAGGCCGGGCUUUAGCCCUGACCCGGAUCCCAGCCCUGGUCCAGGCCGGGCUUUAGCCCUGACCCAGAUCCCAGCCCUGAUCCAGGCCAGGCUUUAGCUCCAAACCUGAGCCCAGCCCUGAUCCAGGCCGGGCUUUAGCCCUGACCCGGAUCCCAGCCCUGGUCCAGGCCGGGCUUUAGCCCUGACCCAGAUCCCAGCCCUGAUCCAGGCCAGGCUUUAGCUCCAAACCUGAGCCCAGCCCUGAUCCAGGCCGGGCUUUAGCCCUGACCCGGAUCCCAGCCCUGGUCCAGGCCGGGCUUUAGCCCUGACCCGGAUCCCAGCCCUGGUCCAGGCCGGGCUUUAGCCCUGACCCAGAUCCCAGCCCUGAUCCAGGCCAGGCUUUAGCUCCAAACCUGAGCCCAGCCCUGAUCCAGGCCGGGCUUUAGCUCCAAACCUGAGCCCAGCCCUGGUCCAGGCCAGGCUUUAGCCCUGACCCAGAUCCCAGCCCUGAUCCAGGCCGGGCUUUAGCCCUGACCCGGAUCCCAGCCCUGGUCCAGGCCGGGCUUUAGCCCUGACCCAGAUCCCAGCCCUGGUCCAGGCCGGGCUUUAGCCCUGACCCGGAUCCCAGCCCUGAUCCAGGCCGGGCUUUAGCCCUGACCCAGAUCCCAGCCCUGGUCCAGGCCGGGCUUUAGCCCUGACCCGGAUCCCAGCCCUGAUCCAGGCCGGGCGUUGCCCCCUGCCGGCCCCGCCUCUGGCCUCCAAUUGGCUGCAGCCUGGACCCCGCCCAGGAUCCGCCUCUGGCUCUUCCCCCCCACAUUCCAGCUCCAGGUUUUCCCCCUCACCUGGCUUUUGUUCCCCACCCCCUCAUUAUCAUGCUCAUUUGCAUCUCAUUAUCUCUGUGGCCAAUUAAAGGGACCUCUCCCGCCCC
Messenger RNA from Phalacrocorax carbo (great cormorant), 1948 nucleotides. Lineage: Eukaryota; Metazoa; Chordata; Aves; Suliformes; Phalacrocoracidae. The record is from RefSeq and is a predicted model, not a curated record.